Molecule: messenger RNA, 327 nt
Organism: Camellia sinensis
Lineage: Eukaryota; Viridiplantae; Streptophyta; Magnoliopsida; Ericales; Theaceae
Source: RefSeq, a predicted model, not a curated record
AUGGAGAAUUCUGAGUGGUUGGAGUUCGGGCGUACUUCUCUUACUUCUCCGCAUCUAAUUCCCGGAUCCAGUUUCUUUGGUUACAAUGGCGCCUACAAUGCACUGGAAUGUGCUUCUGGACAAGGUAUGAACAACAUAGCCCUUGGUUGGAUCACACUCACUAAUGCCGUAAAUGGUCUGGCUACCUCCAUGAUCUCCUCUGUAAAUCGCGAAAGGUCACUGAUCAUCGUGAUUCAAAUGAUCUACGAAUCGAUUAGAUUCGCCCGUAUCUCUGACCUUCUUACUGCCACGUUCAGCAACAACAGUUCUUCGCCACUUCCUGAUUAG